This is a messenger RNA of Paramuricea clavata, 1624 nucleotides long. NCBI's taxonomy places the organism in Eukaryota, Metazoa, Cnidaria, Anthozoa, Malacalcyonacea, Plexauridae. The record is from the annotation of a GenBank genome assembly.
AUGGCGGCGAAGAAACAAGACACGUGGGAUGUUUUUAGAGAGAAAAUGAAAGACAAGCGAUGUAAAAAAGGACAACCAGCCGUAAACAAUAAAGGUUUGAGCGCCGGAGAUCUGAUUGUACGUAACGGGGAACUUGUAGUUCAAAGACUGAGCUCGGAAGUAUCAGGCAAAGCCCAAAAAUACAGCCGGAUUGGGGCACGUGAGUUUGUCCCAUUUAACGAAGAAGAAGUCAGUAUUCAUGCAAUCAAAGCGGCAUGCGAAAGACAUUACAAGUCCUUGUCAGAGGAAGGAUUAAAAUGUGACGUAUUAGCAGGAGACCAAGGACCCUCUUGCUUAUCAAUGGAACAUGUUCCUGAUCUUAAAGUAGUCCAUGUCAGAUUCAUCAAACCACAAAUAAAUCGGCCAUCCACUUCGUUUGUAUCCAAAGAUAUUAUGAGAGAAGAAAAUCCCGCAUUCAGUUUCAUGAGUGAAUGUGUUCAUGUGAGAGAAAGCCCUGAUAAAAGGAAAAUUAAAAGUGAAAGAUGUUCAUCGUCUGCUGCAAAAAGGCCUGCCCCCAAAAGCUUGACAGUAUCACAAAUGAUCAAACUGGGAAAGCUAAUCAAGCCUAGCGUUGCUGAUACAACCCACACAAUGAUCAUUGACGUGUUCAGCUUUGAUUUUAGCAGUUUGUCCUGGUCUGUACUCCCACAAACAGUGGAAUUUAUUGUUGAAAAUUCUGUACUUGGAGAAGGUACAGUAUAAGGCGCCAAUCAAUUUAUAGGUUAGCACUCUUUUCCAUCUGGCAAAUUAACCUGAUGUCAUUAUCGGGAAGAUGAAAGAGGUUUUAAAUGGCUAUGUAACUAAUUCAAACCCUACCCCAACUCUAACCGCAACCCUAGUUCUAUCCCUAACCAAAAUAAUAAAAAAAAUGCAAAAAGAAACAGCUUUUGAAAAUUUCAAUAGGGCAGUUUGCUGGAUGGAAAAUAGCACUAACCCAAUGUAUACUGUAAACAUUCAUGAAACAUUUCAUGAAUGUAAAUUUGCGCGACAUUAGCAUUAAAUUAUUAUUAUUAUUACCUAAUGCUUUAUAAAGUUUCCAGGAUGUAUUUAAAGUAUACUCCAAGCCCCAUGUAUUGUGACUCAGCGUCAAAUACCCUACUCUAACAGCUGUUCAAAAGGUCAAAUUUCUUACUCUGGGUAUAGAGCAAUGUGUCAAAUGUUUGGGGUAUGCCCGGGGGGGGGAUGUUAACAGUAUAAAUUGAUUGCAUAAAUAUAUUUAAAUCCUGUAUGACACUAUAGUUUUAGUAUUUUGUUUCUCAGGAACCUACUGAAGAAUGAUAGCUUUUUGUGAAUGUUAUAAAUAUUAUUUAAGGUGGUUUCCGUAAAGCCUACAAAGCUAGCAGCAACACUGCUGGAUUUGAAGGCAAAGAUUGGGUCGUAAAGAGAUACUUAGAAAAAGUUGUCAAUGAGGUGACAAAUGAUCUUGGCCAAUCUAUGGAAGAGCAAACUAAGAAAGUAGUUCAGAUGCACCAUCUUUCCAAAAAUUUUGCUGAUCAGCUUUCGAAAACUGUGAAGCAGAAGAAUAUUUGUGAGAAGUUUGGUCCUGUCAUGCAGUUUCAAAUGGUCUACUUUGGUAAGAUACAAG